UUUGUCAGUGUGAGUGUCACAGCAAGUAAUUGGUCUGCAAAGAGUUUAAUGUAAAAGAGUUAAUUUACCAUAUUGCUCUGAGUAAUUUACAAUCAUCACACGAUUUAUAUUGUUGCUAUAAAAAUCCCAACAUAAAUAAAGUUCAUAAUUGUUGUGUAUAUUAUAGUAAUUGAAUUAAAGAGUAAAGACAUUCUUGAUUUGAAAUUCAAGUAUGAAGGCAAUCCUGAUUUUUGAUAGCGUGAAUGAUUUGUUGUAUUACAAAUGGGACGAAGAAUUUUUGCGCCGAAUGAAAUCUUUUAAUGACCAAGAAGCCAACGAAACAAUAACUGACAGCCACCAUGUCUCACAACUUUUGUCACCAAUUAUAACAUCUCAGCGUAUAAUGGCUGCUCAAUUUAGUAAUACCUACACAUCUAUGCAAUGCAAGGAUAAAACAUCUAUAGUUUUUGAUGAGUGGUUGGACCAUGUGUUUAUGAUUAUCGGUGAAGAUAGCGUGGAUGAUUCCCACAGAGAGCUGCUGGACUGUAAGACCUUAGUUCAGCAUAUAUGUGGACAGAAUAUUAACCUCCUUCAUUCAUCAGUUUAUCAAGAUUGGUUGUCUAUGCUCUUAGACAGCCGUUUGAAAGGUGAUUCGAUUCCGGGUGCAAGUGGUGUGAUUGGAGAGAGUGGUGCCACUAUAGCUGCACUUAAUGCACUUAAAACUGUUGCCAAAGAACUUAAGCCAUCUCACCCGCAUUAUCAUUUAAUGCUUUAUGUGGGGGACAAGAUGCUUGCGCUGUAUUCAAGCCGUGGCAGUGAAGAUCUAAUGCCACCAGAUUUAAUUUUAUUGAGCAUACAAUGCAUAGCUGCUCAGGAAUAUUGGAGAGAAUUGGAAAAAAAUAAUGACCCUGGAAAUUUGCGAUUGCCUUGGUUAUCGGAAGAAAAUAGUGCAAUAGUUCACAUGUGUGCGGGAAGCGGAGGCAGCCCUAGUGCGCCACACUCGUUGCAUCUUAUAGAAGUUGCACCAAGAGUCAUUUUUGUUGUGCUUAUUGAUAUGGAUUUGAGGGAUGUUGGAAUAGCUGCACACAUGUCUAGUCAGAUACUUACAAAUUUAAGACGAAUUUUGCUUCAAAGAAAUUUGGAGUUAUUACCAGCUUCUCUAGAUUCUUUAGAAGCUGCAUUGAAAAAGACGACCGAUUCUCUACGUAAAACGAAAGGCAAUGCGAACCUCUGUGCACGGCUUACAAGCAGAAUGUUGGAACUAAGGAAGUCAUGUACCACAACAACACCUUUAACGCCAGAAACAACUGCUACAGCCAUGCAUACAGCCUUAGAAGCAGUUAUUGAACAUCUGAAGCCAGAUAUACCAAGUCUUAAGCUGGAACAACCCUUGAAAGAUCUUAGGACAUUACUCGCACCAUAUAUAGAGUUCCUGCAAGUGAAAGCAAGGCGUUACUUCAGUUUGGGAUCGGGUGAGAUGGAAGGGAGUAGUUCCCUAACCCUGCACAAGUAUGUGGAAGAGUUUCCGGGGCUCAUUCACUUCAUCUACGUGGACCGGACCACGGGGAGGUUCUUGGCGCCCGACAUGGCGGACUGCGCUGAUAUGCUGACACCAGAUACUAUCCGCGACAUAAUGCGUCGCACGAUGUUCGCGCUGCGCGAGGGCUACGGCGCGGCGACGUGGCGGCGCGGCGCGCUGCACGUGUGCGCGGUGCGGUGGUGGGAGCGGCGCGGGCAGCCCGUGCGCCCCGCGCCGCACCACCCGGCCGCGCUGCGCGCGAUCGCGCCCGGCGACAUACUGGCCACGUUCUACAGACAACUUUUAGAACUUGUAUUCCCGAACGACCAUCAAGGAGUAAGCAUCAAAGAGCUUAUCUGUAUUCAUCUGGGUUUGCUACCAGCGUCUACUGCAGUGCAACAGGCGCGUCGACUCGCACAUUCCGUGUAUGAGAUGGCGGGAGAAAAUCCCGCUAUUGCUUCUGAUUUAUUGUAACAUUAUAACAUUAAACUGAAAAUUUUAUGACAUUCCUUGUAUUUCAACUAAUAAAUAAGAGUAAUAUUUAAUUACUUUCUUAAUUAGAUUUAUUAGUUAGGUAUAUACAGUUGAAUUUUUGAUCGACAAGUGUGGUGCAUCAUGUAGAAAUUUCCAAGCAGCAUAAUAAUUCUAAAAUAUCUUCGGAAUAAUAAUCAAUUUCAAUACAUUUUUUUAUUAAUAGAUUUUAGUGCCAGUUUUUCAAUUAUUCAUUAUCUUAUUCAUAAUUAAUUAUGUAAUAGGUACAUAAUUAAUUAUCUAUCGAAUUAUUAUUAAUUAUGUGAACAAAUAUUUACUUACAAGAUAUUAAAAUUG
Molecule: messenger RNA, 2326 nt
Organism: Colias croceus (clouded yellow)
Lineage: Eukaryota; Metazoa; Arthropoda; Insecta; Lepidoptera; Pieridae
Gene: HPS1
Product: Hermansky-Pudlak syndrome 1 protein homolog
Exons: 12
Coding region: 212-1972 (586 amino acids)
Biological process (GO): vesicle-mediated transport
Cellular component (GO): BLOC-3 complex
Molecular function (GO): guanyl-nucleotide exchange factor activity
Source: RefSeq, a predicted model, not a curated record